Molecule: messenger RNA, 2610 nt
Organism: Nicotiana tabacum (common tobacco)
Lineage: Eukaryota; Viridiplantae; Streptophyta; Magnoliopsida; Solanales; Solanaceae
Biological process (GO): regulation of DNA-templated transcription
Cellular component (GO): nucleus
Source: RefSeq, a predicted model, not a curated record
UUUCGAAAAACCAAUUUCAUUUCAAUCCAAAAAUUUCAUUUUUCCAAAUUCAUUUCCCGCCCUCUACAAGAAAUAGAAAACCCCCCAAACCGAAAACAAAAUCUAUUUACAAAUUACAAGUAAACUUUCCCUCUCUACUCCCUGCUUGUACAAUGGCUGUUGCUUCAGGUUCUAAGCAAAAGGAAGGAAAAAUGAAGAGCCCAACGAAGAAGAGAAAUAAGGAGUCUCAAGAGCAAUCGGAAAAGGUUAUUUCUACUCCUGCGAAGCGUAACAAUUGUCCCGGAGUACGCCUUGUGGGUGGGCGAAUCUAUGAUUCUUUUAAUGGCAAGACAUGUCAUCAGUGCCGCCAAAAGACUAUGGACUAUAUGGCUGCGUGUAAGAAUAUGAGAAAUGAUAAGCCUUGUCCAAUUCGUUUCUGUCAUAAAUGCCUAUUAAACAGGUAUGGUGAGAAGGCAGAAGAAGUAUCACUUUUGGAGGAUUGGAAAUGUCCAAAAUGCAGAGGCAUUUGUAACUGCAGUUGUUGCAUGAAGAGACGGGGUUGCCAACCCACCGGUAUACUUGUGCACACAGCAAAGGCAACAGGAUAUUCUUCUGUUUCAGAUAUGCUGCAGACUAAGGGGCUUAAUAAUAUUGAUCGCAUCAAAAUUCUGAAAGACACUAAUACUACAAACAAUGAGGAAAGCAUUGUUUUUCCUGAAAAUCGGGGGAAGGAAAAUUGUGUUGAAGGGGUGAUAGACUUAAUUAUGCAUCCUUCUCAUUUGCCAAAAAGUCCCAGUGCGGGCUGUAAAAGGAAAGUGGUUAACGAAAAGCCCGAUGGAAGGCUUUCAUUAAAGGAGAAUAAUCCUCUUGGCAAGGGAAAAUCUAAGAGAAUCAAGCAAGAGGGAGCAACUGAAGUGAAUGGUAAGACAAACAGUCCUAAUAAAAGGAGAUCAAGGAAUAAUGAAGUGAGUGACCUUGGUGUACAAAACAUUCCAUCUUCUGAAGAUAGUCCACAUGGUGGUGAAAAGAAGCCAAAAAAAUUGAUGCAAGGUCAACCAAGAUCAAAUUUUGAUAGCAAGAGAGGUGCUGUUGCAUCAGUGAAAGAAACUCUAUUAGAAAAAUCUCAAGAUUCUAGAAAGAAUGGCAAGGAAAGAUCUGUCGAGGAAGGUUCUGUGAAAGAUAACACUAUUGAAAAUAAGGAUCCUUUUGCCUUAACUUCAUUGCCCCAGGGCACUGGUUUGACAGCUGUUGGUGGCAUUGAUCUACAGUCGGAAGAUAUUGGGAAUGCUUUACAAUUUUUAGAGUUCUGUGCGGUUUUCGGAAAGAUUCUUGACAUCAAGAAAGGGCUACCAGAAGCUGUUCUUAGAGAUAUAAUGCAGGGGAGAAGUUCACGACGUGGAAAAUGUUCUUUGACAAUACAGUUUCUUAGUAACUUGCUAUCAUUUUUAAAGGAUGAGGAUGAGGAAAGAUUUUCAGCAGUAACUUCAACAGAAGGGAAAAACACAUGGUAUGCUGAUAUUAAAAUGUGCAUCUCAGAAUCCCCCAGUGUUUCAAGAACCAUGGGCUUGGAUUCUUUAAGUAAUGGAGCUGAUCAAUUUGAGAACUUGAGUCCCUCAGAAAAGCUCAAGAUAUUAAAUUUUAUCUGCGAUGAAGUCCUUGAAACUGUAAAGAUAAGGGAUUGGAUUGACGAUCAAAACACAAAAUUUGCUGAAAGGGCAAAGGAAGCAAAAGAAAAAGUUAUUGCUGCAAAAGAUGAGGAGAAGCGCCUGAAGCAGAAAAUGCAGGAUUGGAUAGCUCAAGCCCUAAUUGCGACAAAUGGUGCUCCACUCUCAAUAUCCGAACAUGAAGCAAUUGUUUCUCAAAUUAAAUGUGAAGCAGCAGAAGCUCAUGCUUCUGUGAUGGAGUCAAAGAACACUUAUUCAAAGUAUAAUCAAAGAUCUGAAGCUGUUAGGACAGAGCCUUUCUUUUUAGGCACUGAUGGUAAUGUGUAUUGGAGACUAAAAUGCUAUUAUGACAAAUCCGUUCUAUUAUGUCAAGACAUAGGAACUGGUGAUACUGCUGCAUCUGAUGAAAAAUGGUCCGCUUUUGAUGUUGGACAGAAAGAAAUCAUUGAGAAGCGCAUUAAUUUUUCAAGGGUAAAGAGGGUCAGAGCUCACAAAGUCCAGGGGAUACUUCCAUCUCAUAAUAGUGAAGCUAUUGCUUAAGAUCUUUUAUGAUUUUUGACAACCACGUAGUAGAACCCAGGUACUAAAUAUGUUCUGUAACAUGUCAAGAGAUGCCUGCCUAGCUAAGAUCAACAACCAUUGUUAUCAUAUUACAUGCAGUUCCUUGGAGGAAUUCAGUGGGUAGCGGCUUCUCUUAUGGAUGGUACUUUCACCCUUAUCUUUCUGUGACUUGCAGAUUCACAGUACCAGAAAAGAAGAGGGUAGAGGAUAGGAUUUGAAGAUUACAUUUCAAUAUGUUACCUUUACCUUCUGGUUGUAACGUUUUGUCAGUCACCUCUAGGAAUAUUGUAACUGCAGUUGUAUCUAGUUUCGAUUGUAAUGUGCCUUCUCCAUCCACAUCCUUUUGUUGUUUCUAUUUGAACUGCAUUUAAUGGUAGCGUUAUCUUAUAACAUACUUGUUGCUAUA